GCCACCGGCCAAGUAAGAGACGACGGAGAAGAAGGUGCAUUGAAGAUGCUCCGGCCCUGUAGUGGUGACGACGUUUUGUACCCCAGCGACCGCUCACCGAUACCAGGCGAACCGGCGAGCCAUAAAACCGAGCCGAACUCGCCGAUCUGUGCGCUCGGUCCUUCCAAGAGCUUCGGGGAUGGAGAGGUUUUUUCGGAGAACGAUUUCCAGGAGACCCGAACGCCUCUCAAAGACCUUAAGUCUGAGAAGAGAUACCUGGGGGUCCGUGUGAGAAUGCCUGUCAGAGACAUGCUCAGGAAAAUAAGAAUAGCCAAGGGAAUGGACCCUUUGGCAUUUCCGGGAACUACAGGAAAGAGAUCAGGAGAGAAGAAGCGUGUUCAUUCAAGUCGAGCUUGUCGAAAUAAGAUGAAUGAAAAGCAAAUCAGGAGCCUGGAGGACCUUUCCAUAAUAGUGGAGGUCUUGGAAGAAGACCUCAAGGCUAGCAAGUCCAGAGAACAUUCCAGAGAACCCUCUUCAACAUCAGUAUUCUCUGGGUGGCAGGAGGGUUUUAGAGGGGAAAACUUCCCCUUUCAGAACAGUGUCCACAAGUGUGAACAUGGGUCCAAGCCUUUUUUUCCUGAGAAACAUUGUCACCCCCCAGAGCUUUCAGCAGUCUAUUCCUUCUCCCCUGCCCCCAUAUCCACAGUGGACCUGGCUCCUUCAUCCAAAAUGUGGGGAGGUUGUUACACUGACAGCAUGGAAGAUGUGUUCUCCAAUACUCAGCCUCUCACAACCUUAUCAAACAGAAGCAAUGAAUGGCAGGAAUUCUCACCCCAAGCACCUCAACCCUACAGCCCCACAUCUCAUACUUUGGGGGGCAACAAGGAGAAGGGCUGGAACACCUGUGGAGACUGGAUGAGUGGCCCUGCAAGAGACUGGGAUGGAAAAUCCUUUUUCUGGUUUCAGCUCCAGAAGGAGGAGACAUUACUGAGGACAGUUUCUGAUGAUGACCUUUUGGCUGUGGACCACAGGGGGAGGACGCGGCUCCACUCUGCAGUGACACAAGGGAAGAGGGCCCUGGCCUUUGUGAUUGCUAAGAGGAUGGCGUCUCUCAACCACAUAGACAUCAGAGACGUCGAGGGAAAGACUGCCCUCCACUUAUCGGCCCAAAGGAACCAGCAUUUGAUGAUUGCAGAUCUGCUCUUCCUAGGCGCCAAUGUUAAUGCACAGGACAGAUGUGGGAAAACUUGUCUACACCUUAGUGCUGAGAAUGGAUACUUCAGAGUCUUAGAGAACAUUAUGCAGGGUGAAUCUGUUCAACUGAUUUUGGCUUUAAAUGAGUCAUAG
Messenger RNA from Scleropages formosus (Asian bonytongue), 1326 nucleotides. RefSeq lists its product as uncharacterized. The record is from RefSeq and is a predicted model, not a curated record. Gene Ontology annotation, cellular component: nucleus. Lineage: Eukaryota; Metazoa; Chordata; Actinopteri; Osteoglossiformes; Osteoglossidae. The transcript has 9 exons. Bases 46 to 1326 code for a protein of 426 amino acids. Gene Ontology annotation, biological process: regulation of gene expression. Gene Ontology annotation, molecular function: DNA binding; POU domain binding.